UGUGUAACAGGGAUAAAGGGAGGGAGAGACCUCAUCCUCCCACUAAACCGGCUGGGCUGUUUAGUCAAUGCUGACCCAGAGCAGAACCCUGCACUGAAGACCUUGAGGUCUUUACCUUGUUGCCGCUGACCUGUAUGAGCCUGAUGCUGCAUGGCUGUGCUCCCAUGGAGGCUCGGUAUACAGAGGAGGGCCCAGGACUCAGGAUCUUCAGAGAAGAGCCAGGAGAUGCACUCCAGAGGCCCGUGGGCCAGCAGCAAUCCAGAUGCUGUUGUAUGGGUCGGCAUGGCUGUGCAGUGCUGGGGGCACUGGGACUGCUGGCUGGCGCGAGUGUUGCCUCAUGGCUUUUAGUGUCUUUCAGAAUAAACCUUGAGAACUUCUUGUUGGAAGUACAAGUGAGGCCCCAGGCAAGCUGGCUGCUGGUCUGCCACGAGGGCUGGAGCUCUAGCCUGGGGGUGCGUAUCUGCCAGAGCCUCGGACAUCUCAGACUCUCUCACCACAAGGGAGUGAACGUGUCUGACAUCAAGUUCAGCAGUUCCCAGGAGUUUGCCCAGUUCUCUCCUAGACCAGCAGGCCUCCCGGAGGAGGUAUGGCAGUCCAGGGAGAACUGCAUUUCUGGUCGAGUUGUCUCCCUCAAAUGCUCUGAGUGUGGGGCGAGGCCCCUGGAAGUAGUGAGGAGGGACAGAGAGGUCCUGCCUGUCUUGCCUGCUUUCACCCUGGUGCAGGGAAGGAAAGCCGAGCCCAGGGGUCGGGGCGGGGGGACGACCUUCCAACAGACUCUGGGUCUAUCCAUAGAUACCGUAGGUGCUGUGUGCCUGCCUGCAGAGGAGCAGAACUUUCCCAGGGGCUCACAGUGCUGGGUGUCAGGUUGGGGCCACACCCACGCCAGCCACACCCAUAGCUCAGACACACUCCAGGACACGGUGGUGCCCCUGCUCAGCACCCAGCUCUGUAACAGCUCCUGUGUCUACAGUGGGGCUCUCACCCCUCGCAUGCUGUGUGCCGGCUACCUGGAUGGCAGGGCUGAUGCAUGUCAGGGAGAUAGUGGGGGCCCCCUGGUCUGCCCGGAUGGGGACACAUGGCGCCUGGUAGGGGUGGUCAGCUGGGGUCGUGGCUGCGCAGAACCCAAUCACCCCGGCAUCUAUGCCAAGGUCAUGGAGUUCCUGGACUGGAUCCACGACACAGUUUGGGUAAGUGUGAGGAGACGGAUGGGGUGGGCAGGACUGUCAGGGACCUUCCCCUUGGGAACUGUGAGCCUUACCCCUUUGCCAUGGACCCUUCUGGGGGCUGGCCAGAGAGCUAGAGAAAGUUCCCCAAAAAGGGAGCAGGAAGAAGUGAUGUUUGGAACAUUGAUUCCUUUAGAGUCUGUCCAGUUCAGCAUCCACUGGGAAGAACGAUCCAUAGCCCAGGUCUGCCAUUUCCUGUACAGUCUUUGGCCAGUUCCUAACCUUUUUGAAAAACCUCGGUUUCCUCAUAAUGAACAUCCUGUACCUAUGGCAGAGCUCAGCAGAGUGCAAGGCUCAGCACAAGUCUCCCUCCUAUGAUCUACGUUUUUACUUAUUUCUUCUUUUUUUAUUUAUGAUUGGACAGAGACAGAAGUUGAGAGAGGAGGGGGAGAUAGUCAGAGAGAUACCUGCAGCCCUGCUUCACCACUCAUGAAGAUUUCCCCCUGCAGGUGGGGGCUGGGGGCUUGAACUUCAGUUCUUGUGUACUGUAAUGUGAGCACUCAAUAAUCGGGCGUGCCACCGCCUGGGCCCCUACGUUUGUCCUUAUGACCAGUGUCCACCCAUAUCUCUAAGGCUACCAGCCUAGCACUCUUUCCACUGCAGGGCGAGCUCAGCAGUUAGUAGUUUGAAUUUAGUGAUGAUUAAAUCUUAACUCUUGUUUGGUAGGGUACAAAUCACUCCACGUCAGCUGUGCAGUGGGAGGGCCGAGAGAGAAUGUGUUGAAAAUGCCUGAUUUAUGUAAAGCACCUGACAGAGUGGGGUAGCAGAGAACAUUCCUUUCCAUGACUGGAGGGAGCGGUACAUCACAAACUUGAGAGUUUAGCAGACACCUAUGCUUCCACCUUCUCAUCCAAACCAUUAAAGGCCUAGAGAAGCAGAUAUUUUUAGCCCAUUUGAUAGAAUUGGAGACUGAGCUGUUAACUGAUUUACAAGUUACUCAGCUUGUCUGAUAGAGCCAGGCUCCACAGCCAGCAGCUCCAUUCUCUUUCCUUUCUUCCCUUUUCUUUUCUUUCUUUCUUUUUUGCCUCCAGAGUUAUCGCUGGGGCUCAAUGCCUGCGCUACAAAUCCACUCACUGCUCCUGGAGGCCAUUUUCCCCCAUCUUGUUGCCUUAGUUGUUAUUGCUACUGUUGUUGGAUAGGACGCAGAGCAAUCGAGAGAGAAGGGAAAGACAGAAAGGGGGAGAGAAAAAUAGACACCUGCCGACCU
This is a messenger RNA of Erinaceus europaeus (western European hedgehog), 2430 nucleotides long. It is a transcript of the gene TMPRSS5, whose product is annotated as transmembrane serine protease 5. The record is from RefSeq and is a predicted model, not a curated record. The transcript is spliced from 10 exons. The coding region runs from base 135 to 1541 and encodes 468 amino acids. Gene Ontology annotation, biological process: proteolysis. Gene Ontology annotation, molecular function: serine-type endopeptidase activity. Gene Ontology annotation, cellular component: plasma membrane. Lineage: Eukaryota; Metazoa; Chordata; Mammalia; Eulipotyphla; Erinaceidae.